CAGGUAGGUACGUCACCAUACGUCACGUACGUCGACAUAUUCAUACAAAAUACAAAUUUUUAAUUGAUUCAUUCAGUUGUUGGACUCUCUAAUAAAUAGGCUGUUUCGUUAUCUCCUUUUGUUACAAUUUUCAUUUGGAUCAAAGAUUUUAGUGAAAAGUGUCAGUGCCUACUUGUUCAAGUGUAUUUUUGUUUCUCGUAAUAAUAGAAGCUGUUCUCGGAAUCGUAUACAUAUCAUAAAUCGCGAGCCAAAAAAAAGACUGAACUUAGAUAAAAUGAAGUUAUAGCGACAUUCCAAAUUUAAAUGAAGCUGAUUUGAUGGACGGUUGGAGAUGCGCCAUCUUGUGAACCGCCAUCUUGUGAGCGGCCAUUUCGUGUGAAACCAAGAUGGCGGCGCCGGCGGUGGCCCGGCCCGAGUUGGACGAGGCCGAAGAGAAGCUACUGGAGAAGAAUAAGGUUGCUGUUGUUCCCGCGCAAAAGGAUGACGCGGUGCUGUCAGCCAAGUCGUCGAAGAAAGUAAAACUCCCCGAGGAUGGGGGCGGUGCGGUGGGCCGUUUCACGAUCGGGCCGGCGCCGGAGCGAGACUGGGAGAUGGUGCCGCCCGACGGCCGCUGGGGCUGGUGCGUGCUCGUAGGCGCGACUUUAGUGAACAUCCUGAUCCCGGGCACGAUCAAGUCGUUCGGCGUGCUGCUGGUGGAGUUCAACGACGUGUUCGAGUCCACCGCCUCCGCCUCCUCCGGCAUCGUCGCGCUGUGCUACUUCCUGUACAGUAGUCUGGGACCUCUGUCAUCGAUCCUGUCAGUGAAGUGGUCGUACCGGACGGUGACGCUAAUCGGCGGGAGUUUCGCCGCCUUUGGCAUGAUAUUCAGUAGCUGGGCUUUCUCCAUCAGCUAUUUGUAUUUUAGUUUCGGCGCACUGGUAGGCGCGGGGGCGGGGCUGGCGUUCCCGCCCACCGUGUACAUAGUGACGUCAUACUUCGUGCGGCUGCGGGGGCUCGCCAACGGGAUCUGCAUGUCGGGGUCCGCGUUCGGCAGCAUCAUCCUGCCGCCGGUGCUGCGGUACCUGCUAGAGACUUAUGGAUACAAGGGCGCGGUGCUGAUUCUGGGCGGUAUUAUGCUUAACGUAUGGGCGGCGGCGCUGCUCUUCCAGCCGGUGGAGGAGCACAUGGUUAAGAAGUACAAGGAGGUCGAGGAGGACGAGGACAUGCCGCAGGAUGACAUUUUAAUAGAGGAAGAAGAGGAACCAAUAGAGGUUAUAAACAUGGCGCAAGUUGACAAGCCCAACGGCGCAGCCAGCGAGCUGAUCAAGAAGAAUUCGGAGAAGAAUAUACUGAACAAAGUACUUGACAAUCCGAACGCGUCAUCAAACAAUCUUAAACCGACGCUGUCGAAAAGAAAGCUGUCGUAUCCACGACCGAUGGUCAAAUCCACAUUCAGCUCAGCGUCAAUAGCAGUGGACGGACGGGACCAAAAAAAACUUGGAUCCCAGGAGGCCGUCAGUAGAAGACAAAGCGUGGUCACCGGACCCAAACGGAACCUAUCUACCACCAGCUUCGCUUACGUUUCUACCCCAUUCCACGGCUCGACUCUGUCAGCUUUUGACAGACCAAACGAAUUCGCGUCGCAAUUCUCUCUCAAGUCCAUCACAGAAAGCGUAACAGACGUCGCCUACUGCUGCUUCUGCUGCAAGAUGAAGCGGAAGAAAGAGCAGAACAAGUUUUUCGACGUCAGCUUACUAACCGACCCGACGUACUUAGUUAUUCUCAUAUCGAGCAGCACCGUCGCCAUAUCUUGCACAAACUUUAUUAUUCUCCUACCCUCAUACGCGCAAAACGUCGGUUUCGAUAAGAACAAAGGCGCGUUAUUGCUCAGUACGGUGUCAGCGCUCGACCUGGUCGGACGUAUAGGAGGGUCUACCCUCUGCGAUUUAAAUAUAGUGCCGAAGACGUUUUAUUUCGUCGGAGGUCUGCUUUUCUCGGGUAUAACUCUGGCAACUAUACCGUUUUUAGAGUCCUACACAACGAUCAGUAUUUUCUGCGCGUUGUUUGGUCUAGCGUCCGGUGUGAACAAUUCCACGACGACGCUAGUUAUGGCGGAAAUAUUAGGUGUUGAUAGAUUAAUGUCGACUUACGGUAUCAGUUUAUUCGUUAACGGCAUCCUACAGCUGGUGGGACCACCCGUCUGUGGGAUCUGGUUUGAACGAGACCAAAACUACGUCAACAUGUUUUUAACCUUCGGGUUUAUUUUCAUCGGCGGCGCCGCGCUCUGGCUGCUCAUGCCGUUGGAAGCAUUUAUAGAGGAAGAUCCGCACGACAUGGAGUUGGCGAACCCCAGACUGGUGCUAACUGAGGACGCCGCAGCUGACAUCCACUCGAAUGGGUCACCCGCCAUCUUCCACCAAGACGAGAGAUCCCCCAAGAGCGAGUUCGCGCGAUCCGCCAGUUCCGUCCAAGUGGCACUCGAAAAUAGAGUCAGAAAGAUAUCGACGACGGCGUCCAAACACGGCCUCCAGCACAUCUCCAGCAAGAUGUCCAACCAUCUCCCCAGCACCCCAUCUCUACUGGAAUCGGUACCCGAAGGAAAGUCUGGCUGUAUGAACUCAACGGAUGCUUUCGGCAAAAAACUUCUAGUGCCCAAAACGCCCAAGCGAAGCCCGUCCACGUCGAGUUUUCAAUACAUGUCCACCCCCUUCCAUGGUUCUACGUUGUCCGCCUUCGAGAAACCCAGCGAAUUCGCGUCGCAAUUCAGUCUAAAGUCGGUCACGGACAGCUUGGCGCCCAUAUCCUACUGCUGCGGGUGCCGGAAACGGUCGAAAGAGGACGAUUCCAAGAAGGAACCGAGCAAGUAUUUCGAUAUACAGCUGCUAAAGGAUCCCAUUUACUUGGUCAUCCUGAUAUCGAACUGCACAUGCGCCAUUUCGUACACGAACUUUAUAAUUUUAGUCCCGUCCUACGCGCAGGAGUGCGGCUUCGAUAAGACGCGCGGAGCCUAUCUUCUUUCGAUAAUAUCAGCACUAGAUUUGGUGGGAAGGAUAGGCGGGUCGGCGCUAUCCGAUGUGGUUCUAACGCCGAAACGCUACUUCUUCAUCACAGGCUUGCUUCUAUCGGGGGUGAGCUUGGCGGUCAUACCUUUGGUGACAUCGUACGGUGCUAUAAGCGCCUACUGUUCCAUCUUCGGCAUCGCCUCGGGGAUCAACGUGGGAGUGACAGCGCUGGUGAUGACGGAGAUGUUGGGGACGGAGCGGCUGAUGUCCUCCUACGGCAUCAGUUUGUUCAUGAACGGGAUUCUGCAGCUGAUCGGUCCGCCGAUCUGUGGUCUGUGGUUCGAGUACACGCACAGCUACAAGUCGUUGUUCGUAACGCUGGGCUUUAUUCUCAUUUUUGGAGCUGGUUUAUGGGGUUUCGUGCCAAUCAUCCACAAACGAAGAAAAAGCGCUGAAAUUAAUUUAGUGAGUAAAGCGUAGUUGGAGGCGGUUAUGUUAUGUGUAGCACUGUAAAAAACUUAAAUAGUUAUCACGAGAAAUUAUGCGCAUGUUCAAUAAAGUAAUAAAGGCUCUUACAUCUUGGGAGUUGGGACCAGUGGCGGCGCAAGACCUAAAUAUGAGGGAAAAAUAUAUUUUGCGAGGCCCCCUGACGGAUAAUGGAAGAAGACGGAUUUUGUUGAAAGAUUUUUUUGAUACUCGUAAAUCCUAAAAAUACGCGCUGUCCAAGGGGCGCGAGGCCCCUAGGACCGCGAGGCCGUGGGCGGUCGCUCACACCGCCCACGCCUUACGCCGCCUCUGCUUGGGAAAGGUAAGCAACAGGCGUUAGACAGCACACAUUACACAAUGUCUGCUGUCAAACGCCUGUUGCUUACCUGGCUCAAGUCUCAAGAUACAUAACCACCGUGCUCGUUGGAUAUUUGAAAGAUGUAGAUCUGAAUGCGAUGAAGCCUUAAGUCUCCAUAGCUUUAAAGAUUUUGUACUUAAUGCAUUCGAAUAUUAUAUUGUAAAGUGUAAUAUUUAUAUCGACACUUAUUAAAUAUUAUUAUAAGCACAUUAUUUAUAUUGCACAAUUCAUAGUUUUAGUAUCAAUCAUCGUUAUUACUGGUUCAGUCUCGCAUGAAAUGACCAUUGCAACUAUUG
Aricia agestis (brown argus) is the source of this 4121-nucleotide messenger RNA. It is a transcript of the gene hrm, whose product is annotated as monocarboxylate transporter 13. Bases 387 to 3461 code for a protein of 1024 amino acids. Lineage: Eukaryota; Metazoa; Arthropoda; Insecta; Lepidoptera; Lycaenidae. Gene Ontology annotation, biological process: monocarboxylic acid transport; transmembrane transport. Gene Ontology annotation, molecular function: monocarboxylic acid transmembrane transporter activity. The transcript has 9 exons. The record is from RefSeq and is a predicted model, not a curated record.